Messenger RNA from Hemicordylus capensis (graceful crag lizard), 1292 nucleotides. RefSeq lists its product as uncharacterized. The transcript has 6 exons. Bases 136 to 870 code for a protein of 244 amino acids. The record is from RefSeq and is a predicted model, not a curated record. Lineage: Eukaryota; Metazoa; Chordata; Lepidosauria; Squamata; Cordylidae.
UCGGCAAUCAAGACCCGCGCUCCGCAAACCCGAGGCUGGCUCUCGUAAGCACAGGAAGCAGCAAGGAGGGCGCCGCUCAGCACGGGGACCCAGGCGUCCGGCUGAUAGCCGCAUCCUGUCGAGUCAAGCGCCGCAAUGGGGAGAGAGGGAGGGCAUCCGAGCCACAGGUGGGGUCUCCUUGGAUGGAAGCCUUCCUGGCAGGCAACGUUCCUAGCAGUCUCCAGCCUGAGCGCCUGCUGCUUCCUGCUGCCUGAAGCCCGAGAUCACCCUUCUUACCUGGAAAGGAUUGUGACGAUCCCCAUCAAGGCGGAACCAGCCCAGCCGAGGCCAGGAGGGAACGUCAUCCUUCUGCCAGUCCGGGGUGGCGGACGCUUUGCCUAUUGCAGAUGGUUCCAAGCGGAGGGCGAAGCGGUCUUGGCGAACUUAUCCUAUAAGGAGAGGUCUGCCGAUCCCUCCCUGCGGUGGGUGCAGGGGCAGCUCGAGGGGCGGGCGAGCGUGGACUCCCGCUGCUCCCUUCACAUCUGGAAUUUAACACUACAGGACGCUGGGAUCUAUGUCGUGGAAAUCUAUUCGCAGUACAGCCGGCAGAGAGACCGUGCAAAGAGGCUUGAGACUGGAUAUACAGACAUUGGCAUUUCAGAUGCCAUACCGCCUUCAUCAGGGCUGACGCCUCCCAUCCCAGACCCUUUAAAUCUGUUCUCUUGGAUCACUGCAGGGUUCAUUGUGUCAUCCUUGGCUGUGGUGGUUAUAUUGGGAGCCCUUCUUCAUGGCUACCUCUGUAACCAUCAAGGAUGGAGCAAUGUGAAUUCUACACAAGCUAUUUCCUCUACUACUCCAGUGUCUGAGGAGGACGUUCUCCCUUCUUCAUAGGUGAAACCUAAGUUCUGCACCAGAUCCUCUAUCCAAGUUGCCUCUUGCCCUCAUAAUUGCAUCCUUGUCUCUAAUAGCAGUUGCUGGAAGCCUGCUCUUCUACUUUCUCUAUGCUAGAAGGAGGAGACCAGGCUGUGUAGAACCAGCUCGAAUGACACUUGAAGACCUCCCAGCCCAACCAGCUUGAAUGGCACUUGAAGACCUCCUAGCUUUCUCUGCACUGCCAAGUCAUCUCCUCACACACACACACACCCCACACCCCAGGCCUCUGCCUCUCCUGUCUCUUUUAGAUAGCAACAAUUCCUUCCAGGCUCUGUCCGGAAGGCCUGGCAAGCAACCUUUGCUCUCAAGACUGCAGUUGCAAAUCAGCACCUUCCUGUUCUUGUAUCCAGUCAGUUCAUGAUUAAAACUUACUUAUCCCA